AAUAACCAAAAAAAAGCCCUAAACUUGGAACUCUCUAGAAGAAGAUUGCAGCAGGAGAGAGGGAGAAAGAACCUGACACGAAUCGGAGAAGAAAUCGAUCCCCAAUUUCAUCACAAUUCCGUCGAAUCCUAAUUCAAAUUUCCAGAUUUCAAGCGCAUGGAACAAAAAUGAGCUUUGGAAUCAUACAUAGGGAUGUAUUUGGGGAGUGGGACAAGUCAGGGUGGAGUAUUUGGGUUUUAUGUGUAGUUGGAGGUUCUUCCUCACUCUCAGAAGAGCUAUCAUCUGCAAUGAUUUUUGAGUGGAUGAGAUCAAAUAUUAGUUCAAAUAAUUUUUGCUUUGGAGCAUCUUGGAGCAUAUGAGCAAUGGAGCUUGUGGAGUAUAGCUUAACUUGGGAUUGCUCUCUUGGUUUCAUAAUUUUUCUGUUUGAAUCUAUUAUUUUGGAGCAACAUGGAGUAUUUGAGCAAUGGAGCUUGUGGAGCACAGCUCAAUUGGAGGAUUGCUCUCUUGUGUUGCAGUGAAUUCUCCCUUCAUUGCUGAGAAUGAGUGGCCGUUUUUCUCGCUCAAUCUACGUUGGGAACCUUCCAGCAGAUAUAAAGGAAUGGGAAGUUGAAGAUCUAUUCUACAAGUAUGGUCGUAUAUUGGAUAUUGAGUUGAAGAUUCCACCUCGUCCUCCUUGCUAUUGUUUUGUGGAGUUUGAAAGUUCUCGAGAUGCAGAAGAUGCCAUCAGAGGUAGAGAUGGCUACAACUUUGAUGGCUGUAGGCUGAGGGUUGAGCUUGCUCAUGGAGGAAGAGGACCAUCAUCUUCAAGUGAUCGCCGAGGCAGCUAUGGCAGCAGUGGCGGUGGUGGUGGUGGUGGAGGAGGGCGUUAUGGCAUUUCUCGACAUUCUGAUUACCGAGUUAUUAUCCGAGGUCUUCCAUCUUCCGCUUCUUGGCAAGAUUUGAAGGAUCAUAUGCGGAAAGCUGGGGAUGUGUGCUUUGCUGAAAUUUCUUGUGACAGUGAAGGAACCUUUGGCUUGGUUGACUACACAAAUUAUGAAGACAUGAAGUAUGCUAUAAGAAAACUUGAUGAUUCCGAGUUCAGGAAUCCUUGGACAAGAACCUACAUCCGGGUAAGAGAGUACAAGGGCAGUCCUUCAAGAAGUCGUAGUAGGAGCAGGAGCAGAACUCCAAGGAAGAGUAGGAGCAGAUCACCGGCCCGUUCUGUUUCGAAAUCACCACCCCCAAAGUCUAGAUCUGCAUCUCCUGUUAAGUCGACCAGGUCCAGGUCCAGGUCCAGGUCCAGGUCCAGGUCCAGGUCCAGGUCCAGGUCCAGGUCAUUGUCCAAAUCAAUGUCAAGGUCGAGGUCUACGUCACCAUCAAGGUCCAGAUCGGCAUCGCCACGGCAGGCGCGAUCAAACAGUGGCUGAUGCGGAUGCUAGAUUCGUUUAGUGAUGUUCUCCUGUUUAAAGGAGAAUCUGAAACUCUAUAUGCUUAGUUUGAUAGGAGUCUGCUUUGGACUAGCGCUGUAUUUAAGGCCGGAACCUUUAUAGGUCUGUCCUAGUAAUGUGUUUUUUAAUCUGAGAGCUACAGUAUCCUGUUCUCUCAGCUGUCGGUAAUCAUUGGUCAAUCAAACAUGUAGACUUUUGCAAAGUGGUUUUUCUGCUUAAUUCAGUUCUGACUAUUAAACAUUA
Messenger RNA from Capsicum annuum, 1670 nucleotides. Its product is annotated as serine/arginine-rich splicing factor SR34A. Gene Ontology annotation, cellular component: ribonucleoprotein complex; cytoplasm; nucleus. NCBI's taxonomy places the organism in Eukaryota, Viridiplantae, Streptophyta, Magnoliopsida, Solanales, Solanaceae. The record is from RefSeq and is a predicted model, not a curated record. Gene Ontology annotation, molecular function: mRNA binding. The transcript has 14 exons. The coding region runs from base 540 to 1406 and encodes 288 amino acids.